Messenger RNA from Gadus macrocephalus (Pacific cod), 3459 nucleotides. It is a transcript of the gene opn7d, whose product is annotated as opsin 7, group member d. Gene Ontology annotation, cellular component: membrane. Gene Ontology annotation, molecular function: G protein-coupled receptor activity. Lineage: Eukaryota; Metazoa; Chordata; Actinopteri; Gadiformes; Gadidae. Gene Ontology annotation, biological process: G protein-coupled receptor signaling pathway. The record is from RefSeq and is a predicted model, not a curated record.
GUUUAUCGCUGGGUGGUUACUGAGAUUUCCCUCUUGACAGACAAGAUGUACAAUUUUCUCUUUUGGUAUAUUAUGAUUUAACGUAUUUCCCAGAUAGAAAGAUAGAUUACAAUUUAAAUAAUAAGACACAUGACUUGAUGUAAUCUUUAAGCUUUAGAUACGGUUAUAUUCUGCUUUUAGUCCAGAGCAAUAGCUUCAAUAUGUCUUAACUCCUAAGGCAGGCUCGAUUUUGUAAUAUGUUGCAGAUCUUCUGAUCCCUGUUCUACUAUCUGUCUACUUUUCUAAGUUAAAUCUCUAUAAAUGAAAAGGUGGGUUUGAAGACAUUUAGAUAUCAAAUGAGCCAAAUACUGGUCAUUGCCAAGUCCUGACUCAUCUGGUUUCUAGAAAUGUCUGAACCCAUGUGGUAUUUUAAGACCUAUUAAUUCCAAACCAGACUGUUGCAUCUCUGUAAAAUAUUCGAACGCAUGACACUCCUUUCAAGAAGAUUGUCAAUAUUAUAUGAAAGUGUCAGUAUCGUGUUAGUGUGUUGUUUGUUUGUGUGUGUGUGUGUGUGUGUGUGUGUGUGUGUGUGUGUGUGUGUGUGUGUGUGUGUGUGUGUGUGUGUGUGUGUGUGUGUGUGUGUGUGUGUGUGUGAGUGUGAAUGUGUGGGUAUUUGUGUGUGGGUGUUUGUGUGUGUGUACACGUGUGAGUCUGUGCAUGCUUUUUUUUGGGGUUUGUGUGUGAAAGUGUGUGCAUAUACGUGUGCAGAUGCAAUCAGGGUUUAAGUCCUAUGGAACUUAAAUGUCGCCCCACCCCCCACCACCCAGCCACCCUCUCUUUCUCCCUCAGAUAAUCUUCAGACCGUGACAUAAUCAGAGUCAUGGAUAUUACUGAAGAUAUUACUGGACAACAUCUGUUGAAACCCCUGAAAGCUCCACAGUUCCGCCAAGCCUGUCUAUCUGUUAAUAAUGCCUGAUUUAUAAUAUGAUUCCUUUUUUUUUUAAAUAUAUAUAUUAUUUUGGCACUCCACAGGACUACUCUUAGUUUAUUUAUAAUUGUUCUUGUGUUAACAUAAUGUCCUACAUAAUUUUUCAGUAUCCCCUCUCAGCUCCAAGACCUGUGCACAAAAUGUGCAUUGACAAUCACACACAAUAUGCAUACAUGGAAGUACAUGGCAGUUUUUUGCUGAUCAUUGAUUCACAAUCUCAAUAUUAUUACAUUACCUGUUUUGUAAAAAAAUAUACUUAGGAUUAAUUGGGAGAUUAAGAUCUUCAUUUAAAUAUAUAAGGCUUAUGUGGUCUAUUUUUAUUUUCCGCUCAUUAAAAACGAAUAAUUACGAUUAAUAAUAACGUAAUACAUUUAUAAAUAUUUAACGAAUAAUAAGUUUAAUCAGUGCUGUAAAUCCAUUGUGAAGGCUUGGAUAUUUGAUUCCAUACAAUACUAAGUACCAGUUAACAUGUGCAUGUAGUGUCUGCUCACGACACCGCCUCGCCUCCUCUUUCUCGCCUCUCCUCUCCAGAUGGGAAAUGCCUCAGACGCAUCUGAUGUUUUCGCCUCCACCAUUUCUAGAGAACACGAUGUUAUCAUGGGAUCCCUUUAUACGGUGUUCUGUGCGUUGUCUCUCGUGGGCAACGGUGUUCUUCUACUCGUCGCCUAUCGUAAAAGGCUUACCCUCAAGCCGGCUGAGUUUUUUAUCGUCAAUCUAUCAAUCAGUGACCUUGGGAUGACCCUCUCCUUGUUUCCUUUGGCCAUACCGUCAGCUUUCUCCCAUAGGUGGCUGUUUGAAGUCACCUGUCAGGCGUACGCUCUCUGUGGCGUGUUGUUUGGUCUGUGCAGCCUCACCAACCUCACUGCCCUGUCCCUGGUGUGCUGUCUGAAAGUCUGCUUUCCUAACCACGGCAAUAAGUUCUCCUCCUCCCACGCCUGCGUCAUGGUGGGGGGGGUCUGGUCCUACGCGUCUGUGUUCGCGGUGGGGCCCCUGGCACAGUGGGGCAACUACGCGGUCGAGCCCUACGGCACGGCGUGUUGCAUCGACUGGCGCUCGCCCAACCACAGCCUCUCCGCCCUGUCUUACAUCGUGUGCCUGUUCCUGUUCUGCUACGCCGUGCCCUGCGUGGUCAUCUUCCUCUCCUACGCCUUCAUCCUGCUGACGGUGCGCGGGUCACAGCAGGCCGUGCAGCAGCACGUGUCGCACCCGCAGUCACGAACCAGCAAUGCGCACGCGCUCAUCGUCAAGUUGUCCGUGGCGGUCUGCAUUGGCUUCCUGGGGGCCUGGACCCCCUACGCCGUGGUGUCCAUGCUGGCCGCGUUCGGCGACGCUGAUUCAAUUUCCCCCGUGGCGUUCGCCAUGGCGGCCAUACUGGCCAAGAUCUCCACCGUCUACAACCCCGUGGUCUACCUCCUGUGCAAACCCAACUUUCGUAAAUGUCUAUACAGCGACACGUCCUCGUUCCGGCAGAGGAUGUGCCGAGGCAGUCCCCAGCCGGACCAGGGGCAGCGCUUUGGGUCCCGCACGCAGUGCCAGGACCACAAGGACGCCAGCGUCUCCACGCGCUUCUCCAACGGACAGCCGGAGAGCUACGGCGCGUGUCUGGACUACUCGGGGGACGGAUCUCCAUGUGCCCGGGCCUCGCCCCUGCCUACCGCCAGCACACUGACCCACUCCUCCCCCGGGGAGGUGGCGGUGUGUCGACUCCCAGCUCGACUGCAGGCGCACUUCCUGUAGUGUGUCCCAGCAUCCUUUCUGUUGGAGGAUAAUAAGACCCUCUGCGCAAGAUUUACAGCUCACGCCUCAGUGGGCCUACACAGCCAAGAGAACUGUGAGUUGUGUGUUAUGUAUCCAUUGUGAUAUGUUAACACCUUGACAUAUCCAAACGACAGUAUUCUUGGGGACCACUCUGCCUACUCUUGGGGCCGGGGUACCUUUUGAACCUUUUCACAUUCCAUGGUUGUAGUCUUUCUAGGUACAAGCCUUUAUUGGAUGAUGAUCUCAUUGAGAUGAGUUGCAGGAGCAGGGCUGAUUAUUAAAAGAAAAAAGAAAAUGCAGGAUCAACGAUCAUAAAUCUUGCUAAAUCUAUCGAAUUAUCGUAUAGAUUAUACAGCAUCCUUUACUGUUGCAAUGAGAAAAAAUAACACGGAAAGUGAAAACAAUAAAUAGUGAAAAGAGAAAUAUUCACCCAACAUCAAUGCAAUGGGUUACCGUAGUAUAUUGUAAUGUUAGUAUUGUUACAGAAUGUCUUUGUCGAACCAAAAGAAAGUCAAUGUAUGUGUGUCAUCAAAGCUCUUUUUAUUAGUUUCAAUCUUAUGUCCCAUUCCAUAGUGUACAUGAUGCCUCAAAAACAAAUAAUAAAGAAGACAUGAGGACAGUUAAUCACCACCAUCGUUUUAAACAAUGGAAUUGUCAAUUUAAUCAGUGGAGUCCAUGCUCAUCAAUAAAGCAAUUUGUGAUACUAAGCUGAAUAAAGACGCUGUAUUAAAGGA